AUGUAUAAUAUAGCUUCCGAUUUCAAAGUUAAUGUCAAUAGUUUUCAAAGUGGAAGUACAGUUGGUGGAUUGGAUGUUUCAUCACCACAAUCGAAUCCUUCUACACCACCAUCGACUACAACAACAACAACAACAUCUUCAUCUAAAUCAAAUUCACCUCAUACCACACCUUCAAAAGACAAUGGAGGUUCACCACCGCCUCCAUUACCAUCGCUCAGUAAAUCAAGAAUUUUGAUACCGACUACCAUCAUUGAUAAUAACAAUAAUAACAAUAAUAACAAUAAUAUAGAUACAAAUAAUAAUAAUGUAAAGAUAAAUAGUAAUUCAAAGUAUAUACCAUUCUUUUCUGGUAAUCCAUUAAUAGAAGUAACAGAGGGUAUCAUUCAUUUGUUUGUUGAUUCCGAUUUAGCAAAACAAAACCAAACAUCAUCAUUAUGUAAUUUACCUAGUUGUAGAAGUAAUUUAAUUUGUGUAGAAUCAGUACCAUCAUAUAUGUCUAUACCAGAUUUAAUUCACUUUUUCUCACAGACAUCAGAGACAGUCUGUGAUAUGAAGAUCAUUAGAGAUGCAUCACCCAAUCGAUAUAUGGUGUUGUUAAGUUUUGUAGAUCAAUCGGCAUCCGAUGAAUUCUAUCAAUUGUACAGUGGAAAGAAGUUUACUUCGAUGGAGCCUGAAACAUGUAUAUUGCUAUUUGUAUCCAAGGUGGAAUAUCAGUCGCCGUCGAAUGGAUUUUUAAUCACUCCAACAGCAGCCACCUCUUCUUCGUCUUUGAUCGAGUUGCCGACUUGUCCAGUGUGUCUGGAGCGAUUGGAUUCGUCGGCAACCGGCGUCGUUACGGUGCUCUGUCACCAUACAUUCCACUGCGACUGUCUCUCAAAGUGGCGAAGCGAUAAUACUUGUCCGGUGUGUCGAUACGUGCAGAUUCCAGAGGUGGAAUCAAACAAUGUUUGUUCGAGUUGCGCAACCACCGAAUCACUGUGGAUUUGCAUUAUCUGUGGAAAUGUUGGUUGCUCGCGAUACGUCAACUCACACGCCAAUCAACACUACGAAGAGACAAUGCAUACCUAUGCGUUGGAGUUGGAGACACAGCGUGUAUGGGACUAUGCUGGCGAUGGUUACGUUCAUCGUCUGAUACAGAAUCGAUCGGAUGGCAAAGUCUUGGAAUUCCCCAAUCCCCACUCCAACUCUGACAACCGUUCCGGUUCACAUUUGAAGGAGGAGAAGAUAGAGUCGAUCGCUGUCGAGUAUAACUUCCUGCUGACUUCACAACUGGAACAACAACGCGCAUACUUUGAACAACAAAUACUGAAAAUCGAAAAAGACAACAUACAACACUCGAUUAUUUUCAAAGAGGAAAUCGAGAAGCUGAAUGCCAAGUGGCAAACCAAAUGCAAUAAGCUGAAACAAAAGUGCGAUGAAGUCGAUAGAGAAUCAAAAUUCCUCAGACAGAUCAAUAACGCCAUGAAGGAUAAUCAAGAUAAAUAUAAACAGAAAGAUGAAGAGAAAGAUGCAACCAUCAGAGAGCUAUCGGAAGAACUACGUGAUCUACGAUUCUUUAUCGAGGCACAAAAAACAAUCAGCGAAAACAAUGAAAUGAAAGAUGCUUCUCUUGUUGUUGGUGCUCCUCCUCCAAAGAGUAAAAACAAGAAUAAAAAGAAAUAA
Messenger RNA from Heterostelium album PN500, 1662 nucleotides. RefSeq names its product putative RING finger protein. The transcript has 2 exons. The coding region runs from base 1 to 1662 and encodes 553 amino acids. NCBI's taxonomy places the organism in Eukaryota, Evosea, Eumycetozoa, Acytosteliales, Acytosteliaceae. Gene Ontology annotation, cellular component: cytoplasm. Gene Ontology annotation, biological process: protein ubiquitination; Ras protein signal transduction. Gene Ontology annotation, molecular function: zinc ion binding; ubiquitin protein ligase activity. The record is from RefSeq and is a predicted model, not a curated record.